GGGGAGUGGCAAAGGGACCAAAAAAAAGGACAGAGCGAUGACCAGAAGAGAGGAACACAGUUUGAGUUUGAAGACUUGUUUACUUCAUCUCCACUUUACUACAGAAGGUGAAUAAUACAGUACUAGCUACAAUGGCUUUCCUGCUGAUAGCAGUGACAACUUUACAUUUGAUCAUUCUGGCCAUGCUGUUCAUCGCCACUGCUGAAAAGUCUUGGUGGACAUGGGAAAAUGUGGAAAAAGCAGAUCUUUGGCAUAAGUGCUUUUAUGACAACAGCACAGGAACUUUGAUGUGUUCCUCUGCAAAUGAGAAUGAAUGGCUGCGGUCAGUGCAGGCACUGAUGGUCCUGUCUGUGCUCGUCUCAUCCCUCUGCUUACUCGUGUUCCUUUUCCAGCUUUUUACAACGUCAAAGCAAGGCCUCUUCUACUUUAGUGGCCUUGGCCAAAUCUUUGCAGGUCUGUCAGUGUUUUCAGCUGUCCUCAUCUACACCAUUCAAAGGAAGGAAAUCCUGCAGGACCCCCGUGAGCUGAGUCAAGGCCAUUUCGGUUACUGCUACGUCCUGGGCUGGGUGUGUGUACCUCUGCUACUCGGUAGUGGGGUUCUGUAUGUCCACCUCCGUAAGAAGAAAAGCUUUGCAGCCUGAACUGGGAUUCUGUGUGCUCCAUCACACUACAGACUGUCUCAUAACCAAGUAUUAAGCCUAGUUACGGAUAAAGCAUUGUGUCUCUAAAGAGAAUCGGCAUUAAUAAGGCAGUUUAGUACUAGUACUGCUUUUGCUAACUUUCGCUUCUGAAGCUGCAUGUAACGCCCUGACAGUCUGCAGUGUAACGCUUACUGUGUUUCAAUAGAGGGCGCUGCUGUCCAGGCUUAAAUUUCUGCUUCAGAAAAUAUACAGAAAAUACAGAAAUGGAGUUUUUGUGCAUUAAAACAUAUAAAUGUUAGACAUCAUAUGUUCUCUAUUACAUUUUCCUCCAGCAGCUUGUCAUGGGUGCCGAAAGUUUAUAGCAUUGUAAAAUACAACUGGAUCUUUGUAUCUAUCAAACCUAAAGCCUGAAUAAGAAAACUUUCAUUCAGCUCUAGGGAAUUUUUAUUUUGAAAACAGGACGUGGCAUUAGAACUUUUACCACAUAGUGAAAAUGAGAGACAUAAUUCUAUCACAAUUCCCCCCUCCCCAAAGCCCUAGAAUAUUAUUCCUUAAACUGCACAACUGCACAACUGCAUAUAGUCUUCUGUCAUUUACCAAACUUAAAUACAGUUUAAUUCAUUAAACUCCCAACAGGAAAGUUUGAUUUCACUGACACUUAAGCAUCAUUUUACAGGCUAGUGUGACCUAUCACUCAACAGCUGAGUUGUCAUUUCUAGACUCUUACACUUUAUAGUAACAAUAAAUGACUGGGGUAGCAGAAAUUAAUUUAACAAACUUGUUGGAACAGUUGCAUCCUAUCCUAGUAAGUCAUGUUAAAUAAUCUGUAUGCUUUUCAGUAUUAUCCAUCCACUUACAGUUUAUGUCUGCAGAUGUAUGUUAGAUUUUAUGCAGCUAAAUAAAUGUCUAAAAAUAAUUUUAAAAAUGAA
Trichomycterus rosablanca is the source of this 1570-nucleotide messenger RNA. RefSeq names its product epithelial membrane protein 3a (MAM blood group) (gene emp3a). The record is from RefSeq and is a predicted model, not a curated record. The transcript has 5 exons. NCBI's taxonomy places the organism in Eukaryota, Metazoa, Chordata, Actinopteri, Siluriformes, Trichomycteridae. Gene Ontology annotation, cellular component: plasma membrane. Bases 132 to 641 code for a protein of 169 amino acids.